This is a messenger RNA of Hymenoscyphus albidus, 1334 nucleotides long. NCBI's taxonomy places the organism in Eukaryota, Fungi, Ascomycota, Leotiomycetes, Helotiales, Helotiaceae. The record is from the annotation of a GenBank genome assembly.
AUGUUUAUGUCAACUCCAAGUCCCGCUGCCAUGUAUGGCUCUACCAUCACCCUCACGAUAUUGAACUGCUUUGUGGUUGCCUUGCGUUUUUACAGAAGAGAAGUACAAAAACAAGAUUUGAGAAUAGAUGACUGGCUCAUAAUUCCUGCACUAGUAAGACACUGUCAAAUCCUUGAGGCUUCCUCAUGAUUUAACCUGAUUAAAUGUGAUAGUUCGUCAACAUUGGCAUCUCUAUCGCCAUGUGGGUCGCUCAGUUCAAGUUGACCUCUAUUCUUGGUCAUACGUGCUAAUCGAAAAUAGGAAUCUCGAAGCACGCGGUAGGCUAUCCCACGCCGCCCGUGACAGAUCCUCUCAAGCUGCGAAGCAUUGCGGGGAGAACGCCACUUGAACAAGUCAACGACACCAUCAGUACGAACUAACAGGUCAGUAUGAAGCCCAAAUUCUAAUUGCGCAGACCUGAUAAUAUUACAGAUCUUCUUUAUUAUCUAUGCGAUGUUCGCAGUCUCAUUGGCAUUCUCCAAGUCCAGCAUUCUAUUUCUGUAUCGACGCAUCUUCUACGUCAAUCGCAAAUGGCUAGAUUUGGCAACUAUCAUCAUACCUUUUAUGAUCGCCAUUGUCGUCAUCUUCGGGAUUAGCAUCAGCUUUGCUACAAUUUUUGCAUGCGGAACACAUGUGAGCUACUGGUGGUCUACAGCCGGCUCCGCGCUCAAAGAACAUUGCAUCGACACACAAAUGCUUACAUACUCCCAUUCGGUAUCGGACUUUUUAAUCGACGUUAUAAUCAUUGCAAUACCAAUCCCGCUAGUAUGGAGAUUGCAUCUGUCUACAAAGCGAAAGAUUGGUGUUAUCGCUAUCUUUUUGACUGCUGUCGUGUAAGCACUUGGUCACAGAUAUUUUAGUCUUGUUGCCGACUUACCGCUGACGAUCUUGUUUUUCUAGAGCACUCUCCGCCUCGUCAAUCAAAAUGCUGUGGUUUCUAUGGGAGAACCAAACACCCUGGGAUCCUUCUUUCGAUCAAGAUGGUACGGACUAUCCUAUCGAUACACUUUUGAAAUUUGCAUAACUGACCUGGAGCAGAACUGUCUAGCACCUUUAUCUUCUGGACUGUAAUGGAAACGCAUGUGGCCCUGAUUGCCACAUGCCUUCCAACACUGCGCAACUGCUUUGGCGAUGGGUUUAACUUCAACUCUACAUGGACUUCUCUCCGUUCUACAUUCAAUGGGAGUUCGCUUCAAACUAUUGCGUCAGGGAGUCAAAAGGGGAAAACGAGUCAAGAUAGUGCAUCAGCAGAAGAAGCUGGUCAGGUUCAUAGCCAAACUGGGUCAAUUGUAUGA